Molecule: messenger RNA, 1290 nt
Organism: Endocarpon pusillum Z07020
Lineage: Eukaryota; Fungi; Ascomycota; Eurotiomycetes; Verrucariales; Verrucariaceae
Exons: 5
Coding region: 1-1290 (429 amino acids)
Source: RefSeq, a predicted model, not a curated record
AUGCAUUUAUCAUACUGCCUUCUGGCAUUAUCAGCUUCCUAUGGGGCUCUGGCAGCCCCUAGAACGCAAGAUCAUGCCCUUGCAAACAGUGGAACAGCUGACAUUUUCAAACGUACCAUGGAUGGCCUGCCCAGCGGCAUGUGCCUGUGCCCGUGUGCCCAAGGUCAAGACAACAAGCAAGAUCUAAGCAAAGAUGGUGACAAGAAUGCAUAUGGCAGUGAGGACUACAACAAGGGGACCUAUAAUGGCGGAAUGUACGAUGGAGAGUACGACCAGAGGCAACAGGAAGCGGACAAGUAUAUCAAGGAUAAAUAUAUGGCUCUGAUGAAAAAGAAUGAGAACAAUGACAACGAGAAGAAGAAAAGGCGCCAGGAGUAUGCGUUGGACAAAUACUCCGGAAAUACUGUGAUGAUAGAACUGGUUCACGUGUUGGUUGAAGUUGAAAUUGGUAGCGGAAAGCAGAAUAAACACUAUGCAAUGUCUAAGUGGGUAGUUGAUGGAGGCAAGGAGAAGACGAAAACGUGCCUCAUGACCGCUGCGGAAACCAUGACAAUUGGGGCCGGCUCAUGCGAUGACGGCGCCGCCAGUGGUGGAGCUGCUGCUGCUACUGGCUAUGCCGGUGAUGACAAAUAUCAGAAGGAGAAGGAAGAUGCCAAGAUGAUGGAUGAUAAAAAGGAGUAUGACGGUGGCAGCGGUGGCGCUUACAGCUCUUCGUCCUAUGAUGCCGGUGCAGCCACCCCAUCCUAUUACGUGGCGACCUCAACCUAUCCUGACGGCACUUCCACGUAUUCCUACACCACCUCAAUCUAUUCUGCUACCUCAUCUACCUACUCUGAUGCCGGCGCAUACACCCCAUCUCCCUACCCCAUGGCCUCAAAUGAAGGUGAGAAAGGAAAAGAUGUGCAGGACAAGGGGAUGAAUGACAAGGGGAUGAACGACAAGGGGAUGAACGACAAGGGGAUGAACGACAAGGGGAUGAACGACAAGGAGAUGAAAGAUAAGGAGAUGAAGGACAAGGGGGUGAACGACAAAGACGAAUCCAAGAAAUCCUCCGACUCAUCCUCAAUGAGCGACCAAACGAAACUCGAAGAUGGCAAACCGAUUUACGUCGUCCGCCGCCAAACCGGAGGCACAGUCUCGCAAGUGAUGGCGCCCUUCAUUGGGAUGAAUGACACAAUAAUCAUGCCCGCUUCGGUGGGUGCGCCGCAACCUCACCCUGGUGUUGAGCUUGUGGAGGACCCGGCAAAGGAUGUCGGGAAGGACGGAUGGAGUAGUGUUUGUGGCAUGUAA